UGCACGUUUUUCACUUGGGAAAUAUUCUUUAUCAUCUCUUACUGGCAGGUGUGUGCUACGCAUUCGUGUUUGUAUACAUGGUCUUACGCAUGUGUGAGGAAGUAGUCGACGGCUUUGCUCUGGCAUACGGAAUCGUGAAUGCAGGUACUGCUGUGGGAAUGAUGGUUCUACCCAUCUUUACCGAGUUCCUUCAUAGAACGUAUGGAUGGAGAGGAACCGUAGCCAUCCUUGGAGCAAUCUGUCUGCAUACUUCCAUUCUUGUGUUAUGGAUGGGAGAACCAGCUGCAAAGGAUGGUGUAGACAGUCAAGACGUGAGACGCCAACCAGAGGAACAUAUCUCUGCCGUCACUCUAAACGAGGAACACAACGUAAGUUCCGGAAGUGACGUAGAACAAUCUCCAUCAGAACAUCUACUGGACAGAGGGACUGGAAGUUCUUUGGACAGGACUCAAGUACGUCUGGAAUCUCUGCAAUACGUAUGUUCUAAGCUGUGCUCCAACAUUACAGGGUGUCUUCACGAAACCUGGAAGCACUUCGGUCUGUCAAUCCUGACCGAGCUACCUUAUACUUUGGUUCUCAACGCUGGGUUCUUGGUGAUAAGUCUUGUGAACACGGCGUGGGUGAUCUACCUGAUUCCUCACGGUGUCUCCAAAGGAUUCCCACUCUCCCAAGCCGUCUUCUUGGCUCUCUACGGCAGCAUCGGCCAAUGUAUAGGUCGUGUAGUACAGGGGCUUUUAGUAGACCGCAACUGGGUCACAUCUGUUGAACUGACUAUCAUUUGUUCAAUCGUCGGCGCCUUCACCCUUUGCCUGGAUCCACUGUUCCAUAACUUAGAGAUUAUCUGCACCCUGGCUUUCAUCGGCGGACUCGUGAAUGGUGCAAGAGUUUCCAUUACCGUGGUCAUCGUGAAACAGUUCAUCCCACGUGAACGAUUCAAGCAUGGCUACUCUUUAAACUGCUUGUUUUUCGGCAUCGGAGAACCACUUGGAGGAAUAGUAGCAGGUUACGUCGCAAAUGCGUUCAGCUUUGACAUCGCUUAUGAGGUUCUCGGGAGCUUUGAAAUCCUUUUAUCUAUCGCAAUGAUAACAACAAACUACUUCAUAAUCAGAACGGAUACGGCAACGGACGAUAUAUGGUAACAAAAUCCAAGGCACGUGGAGAUACCACAUAGUAUGAGGUCAACGAAGAAUAUGGUACGCCCGAAUCUUUCGUCCGUCAUCGUGGUCGUAUAAAUGCAGAUGGCAGGCACAGACGCAGCCUCUUUAACGCAGAGGUACAGAGAACAAGCGCACGGUUUAUUAUUUCUCAGGAAAUCGGCAUUAACGGAGGGGGGGGGGGGGGCGUGCCAGUGGAUUAUCGAUGUUUUUAAUAUACAAGGACAAAUUUGUUAAAGCUGUGUGAUACAAUGCCGAUUCAUUUACUGCUUUGACAUGGCUUAUUUCUCUCUCUCUCUCUUUCUCUUUCUCUUUCUCUCUCUCUCUCUCUCUCUCUCUCUCUCUCUCUC
Molecule: messenger RNA, 1504 nt
Organism: Strongylocentrotus purpuratus (purple sea urchin)
Lineage: Eukaryota; Metazoa; Echinodermata; Echinoidea; Camarodonta; Strongylocentrotidae
Product: monocarboxylate transporter 12-like
Exons: 2
Coding region: 78-1139 (353 amino acids)
Biological process (GO): transmembrane transport
Molecular function (GO): monocarboxylic acid transmembrane transporter activity
Source: RefSeq, a predicted model, not a curated record